Molecule: messenger RNA, 1617 nt
Organism: Hipposideros armiger (great roundleaf bat)
Lineage: Eukaryota; Metazoa; Chordata; Mammalia; Chiroptera; Hipposideridae
Gene: OTUD6B
Product: OTU deubiquitinase 6B
Exons: 7
Coding region: 75-956 (293 amino acids)
Biological process (GO): protein deubiquitination
Molecular function (GO): cysteine-type deubiquitinase activity
Source: RefSeq, a predicted model, not a curated record
UUGAGGGGUGGGAGGUGUCUGCCAGCCGGUAGUGCAGGAUUGUUCUAUCGUGAGUGUUGGGUAACCUUGUGGUCAUGGAGACAGUAUUGGCGGAGGGGCUUGAUGAGGAGGAGGAGCUGGUGAGAAGGCAUCGCAAAGAGAAAAAGGAGUUGCAAGCCAAAAUUCAAGGUAUGAAGCAUGCUGUUCCCAAGAAUGACAAAAAGAGGAGGAAGCAACUCACUGAUGAUGUUGCUAAGUUGGAAGCAGAAAUGGAAAAGAAACAGAGAGAGGAACUGGAGCAAUUGAAGCUGACUUCUGAGCAGAGUAAAAUAGAUUCUGUUGCUGUUAACAUUUCAAACUUGGUUCUUGAGAAUCAGCUGCCUCGGAUAUCAAAAGCACAAAAGAGACGGGACAAAAAAGCCGCAUUAGAAAAGAAGCGGAAAGAAAGGAUAGCUGAAGCUGAAAUUGAGAACUUAUCUGGAGCUAGACAUGUAGAAAGUGAAAAACUUGCUGAAAUACUGGCAGCUAGACAGUUGGAAAUUAAACAGAUUCCAUCUGAUGGCCACUGUAUGUAUAGAGCCAUUGAAGAUCAACUGAAAGAACAGGAAUGCCCUCUGACUGUGGCUGCCUUAAGAAGUCAGACUGCUGAAUAUAUGCAAAGCCAUGUGGAAGAAUUUCUACCAUUUUUAACAAACCCUAAUACAGGAGAUAUGUAUACGCCAGAAGAGUUUGCAAAGUACUGUGAUGAUAUUAUAAACACAGUUUCAUGGGGAGGUCAGCUUGAGCUAAGAGCCCUGUCUCAUAUUUUACAAACACCAAUAGAGAUAAUACAGGCAGAUUCUCCUCCUAUUGUAGUUGGCGAAGAAUAUCCCAAAAAACCAUUAAUACUUGUAUAUAUGAGACAUGCAUAUGGUUUAGGAGAACAUUACAAUUCUGUUACGUGGUUGGUGAACAGAGCUACUGAAAAUUGCAGCUAGUUUGUAAAAUGUUGCACAACUAUGUUUUAGUACAGAAUGCUGAUAUGAGUAUUCAAACCAAGUGCUAGAUUGUUCUAAAUGUUACUGAAAAACACAGCUAUCUUAAAUCAGGUUUUAUGGCAAAGCUGCUAAUAGGUUUUUUAAAAAUGUGUCAGAAAUAAACUUUAACCAGUGUUCCCUAAGUGAUAUUUUAAAAACACAAGUCCAUUGUGGAGAACAUCAUUUAUAGACCAAGAUGCAACCUUAUUUGCGGAUGUUUUUAUUAAUAUAGGAUCUCGAAUAUUCUGUUGAAAUAAAUCUUAAGUGUUUUACUAAAAGCUGUCAGUGCUAUUUCAGUGUAAUUUUUCUUGAAGAAAUGACUCAAUCUCUUUGUCAUUGCAGUAAUGUGAUGGUGAUAGCAAAUUUAAUGCUUAUGAAUGAACUUGACUGCAGUAACUUUGGUAUUGAUGGAAUUAAUUCUGCGAAGUUUUUUAAAAAUAACCCCAUCAAAGUGCAGCUAAGAAGCUUGCUUUAAUGAUUAAGAAUUUAAAAAUAUUUUUUCAUAUGGGAAUCAGUUGUUAAGUUUUAAGAAAUGAGACAAAUUCAAAGGUAAAUAGAUGAUGUUCCCUGUCAGAUUUAAACCUCUAAAGAAUUAACAAUUAGCCUUUUAUUUGUGUGUAAC